Messenger RNA from Coffea arabica (coffee), 2673 nucleotides. Lineage: Eukaryota; Viridiplantae; Streptophyta; Magnoliopsida; Gentianales; Rubiaceae. The record is from RefSeq and is a predicted model, not a curated record.
AUGACCACCCUUUUUCAUGAUAUGAUUCAUAAGGAGAUGGAAGUUUAUGUGGACGAUAUCAUUAUCAAAUCCGAGAGAACGGAGGAUCAUUUGAUUGACUUGGGGAGGUUAUUUGAAAGAUUGAGGAAAUGUGAUUUAAAACUAAACCCUGCAAAGUGUGCAUUUGGGGCCCCUGCCGGAAAGUUAUUGGGAUUCAUUGUCAGUAAGAAGGGUAUUGAGAUAGAUCCGGCAAAGAUUAAGGCCAUUCGUGAGAUGCCAGUGCCAAGAACGCAAAAAGACGUGAAGAGUUUUUUAGGAAAGAUUAAUUUUAUUGGGAGAUUCAUUGCCCAAUUGACCCAUACGUGUGAGCCUUUGUUCAAAUUAUUAAAGAAAAAUGUGUCCUUGCAAUGGAAUGAGGAAUGCCAGCAAGCGUUUGAUAAAAUUAAAGAUUACCUGUUGCACCCCCCGGUUUUAGUGCCACCCAAACCCGGGCGACCUUUGAUCAUGUAUCUAUCGGUGUUGGACGAAGCUAUGGGGUGUGUAUUGGGACAACAUGACGAAUCGGGGAAGAGGGAGCAAGCUAUCUAUUACCUUAGUAAGAAGUUCACUGCGUAUGAGGCCAACUAUUCUUUUCUUGAGAGGAGUUGCUGUGCUCUAGCUUGGGCCGUCCAAAAGUUGAGACAUUACUUGCUCAGUCAUACUACUUACCUUAUUUCCCGCUCCGACCCUUUGAAAUAUUUGUUGGGAAAGCCUAUGCCGACGGGACGUAUGGCGAAAUGGCAGAUGAUUCUUUCGAAAUUUGACAUUAUUUUCACUACUCAAAAGGCCAUCAAAGGCCAGGCUGUGGCCGACCAUUUAGCUGAAAAUCCGCUGAAAGAUGACUAUCAACCACUUCACACUUAUUUUCCGGAUGAGGAGGCCUUGUUCGUGGGUAUAGCAGAAGAUAUGAAUGAUCAAUGCCCGGAGUGGAGGUUGUUCUUUGACGGUGCAUCAAAUUCCUUCGGGGCCGGUAUUGGAGCUGUUCUAGUAUCGCCUGAAGGAAAACAUUACCCUGGUUCGGCCAAACUCCGAUUUUCCUGUACUAACAACAUGGCUGAAUAUGAAACUUGCAUUUUUGGGUUAAAAAUGGCAUUAGAAAUGGAGAUUAAGGAUUUACUAGUAUUCAGUGAUUCAGAUUUGCUUGUACAUCAGACUCUUAAGGAGUGGAUUACUCGGGAUUCAAAGAUCUUGCCCUAUCAUUGCAACUUACUGGAGUUAGCCAAUAAAUUUAGGAGUUUGGAGUUUCGGCAUAUUCCCCGUGUCAGAAAUGUCUUCGCCGAUGCAUUGGCCACUUUAUCUUCAAUGAUCCAACAUCCGGAUGAGUUAAUAAUUGAACCCAUCCAGAUUCAUCUACAAGGGAAACCUGCUCACUACCUAGUUGUGGAAAAGUCUUCCGAUGGCCGUCCCUGGUACAAUGAUAUCAAGGAAUUUCUCAAAACAGGAUCCUACCCAUCUGGGGCUGAUAUGACUGCCAAAAGUUUCUUGCGUAGAUUAUCAUCUAAAUUCUUCUUGAAUGGAGAAGUAGUAUACAGAAGAACGUCGGAUUUGGGCCUUCUGAGGUGUGUUGACGAAGAUGAGGCGGAAUACCUGAUGAAGGAAGUACAUAGUGGAGUGUGUGGAUCACAUAUGAAUGGCCAUUUAUUAGCAAAGAAGAUCAUGAGGACUGGAUAUUUUUGGCUUACUAUGGAGCAUGAUUGUAUAGUUUUUGUUAGGAAAUGCAUCAAGUGUCAAUUGCAUGGAGAUGUUAUGCACACUCCCCCUACAGAAUUACACAGUAUGACUGCUCCUUGGCCAUGUUCGAUGUGGGGUAUGGAUGUGAUUGGAGCCAUUGACCCUCCCGCUUCAAAUGGGCAUCGGUUUAUUCUGGUGGCAAUUGAAUACUUUACUAAGUGGGUCGAAGCUGAGUCUUAUAAACAUGUGACUAAGAAGGUGGUAACAGUCUUUCUAAGAAAGAAUAUCAUUUGUCGUUUCGGAGUGCCGGAGACAUUAAUCACUGAUAAUGCCAAAAAUCUCAACAAUGACAUGGUGGAUGGUUUGUGCGCACAGUUCAAAAUCAAGCAUAGAAACUCCUCUAUUUAUAGGCCACAAAUGAAUGGAGCAGUAGAGGCUGCGAAUAAGAACUUGAAGAAAAUAAUCCGUAAGAUGAUUGAGAGACACCGUGAUUGGCAUGAAAAGCUCCCUUAUGCGUUAAUGGCAUAUAGAACUGUUAUUCGGACUUCUACUGGGACGACUCCCUACAAUCUCAUGUAUGGAAUGGAAGCAGUUUUACCAGCCGAAGUCGAAAUCCCUUCUUUGCGUAUUUUAAUGGAGGCCAAACUGGAGGAGGCUGAAUGGAUUCAACAACGUCAUGAGCAGUUGUCUUUAAUCGAUGAGAAAAGGUUAAAUGCCAUUUGUCAUGGUCAAUGCUAUCAAAAAAGGGUAGCCCGUGCUUACAAUAAGAGGGUCAGACCACGGGUGUUCACAGAAGGAGAUAAAGUGUUGAAACACGUUUUGCCAGCACAAGAGGAAGCUAAGGGGAAAUUUGCACCAAAUUGGCAAGGCCCUUUUAUUGUCCAGAAAGUUUUGCCCGGAGGAGCGCUCAUUCUUGCAGAAAUGGAUGGGCAAGUGUUCCCUCAACCAAUCAAUUCAGAUAUGUGUAAGAAAUUCUUUAUAUGA